Messenger RNA from Camellia sinensis, 1805 nucleotides. RefSeq names its product root UVB sensitive protein (Protein of unknown function, DUF647) (gene RUS2). Gene Ontology annotation, biological process: response to UV-B; auxin polar transport. Lineage: Eukaryota; Viridiplantae; Streptophyta; Magnoliopsida; Ericales; Theaceae. Gene Ontology annotation, cellular component: chloroplast envelope. The record is from RefSeq and is a predicted model, not a curated record.
CCUGGACGACACCGUUUAGGUGGUGUACAACAUAUAUGCCGUCUCGUAAUUUGCUCCUUCGGAAUCAAAAUCCUAACUCUGGCGGCGGUAGUUUGGGUGGAACUGACUGCUCUUCUUAUCUUCGCCGGCGCAUUUCUUCUCUUCCCGCCAUGAACUUGCUGGGUAAGAUAACGAUGCAGAAGAAAGAGGCAGAUGAACCACCGCCGCCGCCGCCUGAAAGAGGCCCAGUAUUCUGGUUCGAAACCUCUGAUUCCGUGUCUCGCCGCUACCAGUUCCAACCCCAUGGUCAACUCUCUGUGAAGGUGGUUGAUGAUUCAAGGUCAGUAUUCCAUAGGGUGGGGGAAUCCUUCCUGAAUAAAUUUUUUCCUUCAGGCUAUCCAUAUAGUGUGAAUGAGGGGUAUCUUAGAUACACACAAUUUCGGGCACUACAACACUUAUCCAGUGCAGCAUUAUCUGUGCUAUCAACUCAGUCACUGCUAUUUGCUGCGGGCUUGAGGCCUACCCCUGCACAGGCGACUGCAGUAAGUUGGAUUUUAAGGGAUGGUAUGCAGCAUGUAGGAAAGCUCAUAUGCAGCAAUUUGGGUGCAAGGAUGGAUUCAGAGCCCAAGCGUUGGAGAAUUCUGGCUGAUGUGCUCUAUGACUUGGGCACUGGAUUGGAAGUUCUUUCCCCCUUAUGUCCGCAUUUAUUUCUUGAAGUGGCAGGGCUUGGAAAUUUUGCAAAGGGAAUGGCAGUUGUUGCAGCAAGAGCAACAAGGUUGCCAAUAUAUUCCUCGUUUGCCAAAGAAGGCAAUCUGAGUGAUCUGUUUGCAAAAGGGGAGGCCAUUUCAACUGUUUUUAAUGUCAUUGGAAUUGGAGCAGGGAUUCUGUUAGCAUCUACUAUUUGUUCAUCAAUUGAAGGAAAGUUGGUUGUUGGACCUCUUCUUUCUGUCAUACACGUCUAUAGUGUUGCUGAAGAAAUGCGAGCUGCCCCUGUCAACACACUGAAUCCACAGAGAGCUGCAAUGAUUGUGGCCGAUUUUAUCAAGACAGGAAAAAUAGCAAGCCCUGCUGAUCUGAGAUAUGGAGAAGAUCUCCUAUUUCCUGGGCGACUCAUAGAGGAUGCAGGGAAUGUUAAAGUGGGAAGGGCCCUACACAGGGUGGUUAAGCCUUCAAAACUUCAUGAACUUAAGGAAAUGUUCCCUGAUGAGAAAUUUAUUUUAAAUCGUGGAAAGAGAUGGACCGAUAUGGUGUUGGGGCAUGAUGCUACAGGUGAAGAUGCAUUGCGGGGGUGGCUAGUUGCUGCAUAUGCUGCAAACAUGGAGAAGUCUGUUAACGAAUCAAGUGCUAAUGUAUUAGAACAGGCUUAUGAGAGGAUGAACGGUGAGUUCUCUCCAUUUCUGUCUGAACUGCAGUCGAAAGGGUGGCAUACUGAUCGUUUUCUUGAUGGAACUGGAAGCCGCUUUGCGUGGUGAUAUCACACGGUUUCAGGUUUUUCCCGCUUCUCUUUGGGAUAAUAGAAAUUCUGUAAUUGAUAAUGUUUUAGGAUCAUUUUGCAUUUGUGAUUUUAGUACUAUUAUAGUGUUUAUUUAGGAAGGGUUUUGAGAGUGGAAGAUGAGAGUAUUGUUGGAAUGAAAAGGUGUAGAUGUGUGCACUGAGAAGGAUCGUGCAGUGAGGGAAAUUGGUGUGUGAAAAUAGAAGCCCCCUUUAUUUUCCAUAUUGAUAUUACUGAGGUAAAGCUUGAAUGUUGAAACCCUGCAUUAUUUGCAGUUAUCCAUUUUGUUUUCGAUAUUGAUAUAACAAUGAAUCAAAUGGUUGAACUACAAAUA